Molecule: messenger RNA, 2016 nt
Organism: Ustilago hordei
Lineage: Eukaryota; Fungi; Basidiomycota; Ustilaginomycetes; Ustilaginales; Ustilaginaceae
Exons: 1
Coding region: 1-2016 (671 amino acids)
Molecular function (GO): glycosyltransferase activity
Source: RefSeq, a predicted model, not a curated record
AUGGCAGACUUUCGUCCCGUGACCUCCAUCUCCGACAUGGUGACCUCCUACCCACGCGACAACAAGCGUCGUAAACUACGCGUUGCAAUCGUAACCGAGAACUUUCUCCCCAAAGUGGACGGUGUAACCCGCACCCUGGCCCGUCUCCUCGAACAUCUCAACAACGAAGGCCACGAAGCACUCGUCCUUGGCCCUGAGACCGGAAUCCGUCAAUACGCUGGCCAUGCCGUGGUGGGAACCUUCGGUGUCCCUCUCAUCAUCUACCCUGGCCUCAAGCUCAACUUUAUGCGACCUCGAUUCGUCCGUCGUCUCCAACAGUUCAAGCCUGAUGUGAUCCACUUUGUUGACCCGAUCUGGUUGGGAGCACAGAUGCUGCCCGCUGUCCAAAAGUGGUUGCCCGAAGUGCCCUGCGUUUCGUCUUAUCACACGAAUCUGCCGACUUAUGCGACACUGUUCGGUAUGCCGUGGUUGGAAAAGACCAUGUGGGCUUUGGCCAGGAACCUUCACGAUCGAUGCGAGAUGGUCUUCUGCCCCUCGGAGAGCACGAGGAGGAUGUUACAGGGAAAAGGAUUCAGCAACGUCGAGAUCUGGUCUCGUGGAGUAGACACCGAGAUCUUCAACCCGCAAGCUAGAGACGACAACUUGAGGGAGAGUUGGGGCUGUACUCCCAAGCCUGCUAAUUUGCGCUUGCCUCUCUCGCCGUCGGUCGCGGCGGCCGAAGCUGCAGCAAGGUUCGGAUCAGAGCAGGCAGCGUUGUCGCACUUGGCAGGCAAGUUGGGUGUUUCAAUCAUCCCUGGCGGCAAGAGGGGUAGUGCUUCCAGCGACGAUAGCUUCAUCCGUACACCACCCACCAACCUUGCUGCUUCGCCAGAGUUUUCUUUCUCUCCUCCUCCCGCUUACGACAGCCUUAGUGGAGUUCCUGAUCUCCUCUCAUCCGGGUUUUUGCUCCCACCACCCGCCCUAUCCUCCCCUAACACAAGACGUAACACUAAUGCCAUCCCAGCCGCAAUGCGCGUCGAUCAGGAACCGUUCAACUCGAAAACCGUCGUUCUCUACGUCGGUCGCAUCUCAUGGGAAAAGAAUCUCCGUCUUCUAAUUGAAGCUUUCAAGUUUCUCCCCACCUCAGUCCGUUCCAAAGCGAAACUGGUAUUCGUUGGUGAUGGUCCUGCUCGAGCUGACCUCACUCGUCUAUGCAACAAGCUCGAACUCAAUGCUUCUUUCAUGGGCCACCAGAAAGGAUCCAGGUUGGCGGCUAUGUAUGCAAGUGCAAGCAUUUUCGCUUUCCCCAGUUUUACCGAAACUUUUGGACAAGUCGUUCUCGAAGCGUUAGCAUCUGGGUUGCCAGUAGUGGGAUUGCACGCGGAAGGAACUUCAGACCUUGUCUCACACGGCAAGACCGGUCUCUUGCUCGAUGUCAAUGCUGUUGCAAAGGAGACUACUCUAGGUGCUGCAAACUCAAACAGACCCCCCACACCAGGCGCAAAACGUUCGCUGAAGGAGGGAAACACAUCCAGCACCAUCGAUGAAUUCGCCUCUGCUGCCUCAUCCGCUGCUCUCUCCCUCCAUGCAACCCUCCGCUCUUCUCCCACUUCUUCCCCAUCCAAGCCCGAGUCCCCGACCGUCGGACUCUCAACCCCAAUCCCAACAACUCUGGACUUCAAAUCAUCCAUGAGCCCCAACACACCAUGGUUCCAUCACUGUGCAAAAUCAUACUCGAUGCUUCUCGAACGACUCAUCCUCGACCGUCAAACCCGAGCUUUGAUGGGGCAGAGAGCUGUCCUCUACGCCUCGUGCAAGACUUGGUGGGAUGCAAUGGAUGCUCCUGUCCGCGGUUACGAAAAGGUCAUCGCUCAAUCCGGCCUGAACAACCUCAGUGAUGAUGAAUUGGAAGAGUGGAGAACCCUCCAGAGGACGAACGCACCGUUGACCGGACCAAAGAUGAAAUUCAUGGUGGCGUUAUACAUAGCCUUGUUCGCUUGGUUGGUUUGGGUGUUGUUCUUCUUCACUUCUGCUUAG